GCUCAAUCAACCAUUUAAAUGUUCAACAUGUGCUCAAAUGUAGAACCUUAAGUCGACGUCCCUUGUUCUCUCUCCCAUUUUCAUCAAGAUGUUAGGCGCGACUCCAGAAACGAAGUCGCCAGUUCGCCAGGACGAGUCAUCUCACCAGUCCACUGAACUAUAUUCAUAUACCUUCUUCUCACCGCAAGGCGCCACCUUGCGGAAAUCACUGGUCCCAAGUCUUGUUCUACCUAUAAUCUACAAUAUAAUUCUGCUUUGGGUUUGUCUCUCAUUGGUCCUUGGAUCUCUGGUUCCGAACAAUGAUGUAUCCAAACUCAAGGUAACUGCCCUCAAUCUCGAUGAUGGAGCAUUCGGUACAGGCCUAAUUCAAGGCAUCCAAGCAUCACUUAUUUCACCAGGUCCGCAUCUACGCUGGGAUAUUAUCAGUAAUGGCAACAGUGUGGAGCAAGAUGAGAAUUGGAGUCAGAACGUAAUUCAGGACGAGAAGUCGUGGGCUGUACUCCAAAUCUCCGCCAAUGCAUCUUCUAGUUUACGAGCCGCUCUAGUGAAUGGGGACUCAUCGUACAAUCCGCUAUCGGCUGUAACUCUAUAUUUCGCCUCUGCUCGCAACCAGGUCACCACGCUUGCAGUAGCUAUUCCAGCUAUCAUGGGCCUCGCAAAUCAAAUCAUCCCUGGGUUGGCUGCGAACUCCACCGCAUCCUUCCUGCGUUCAGGGCUGAAUGACACCGCUUUACAGACCAGUCUGAAUUGUCCGCAGUGCCUUGCAUUACCUUAUGCUGUAAUGCCGGUCGAUCUCAUUCCUUUCUAUCCAUCGGUGGCUUUCGGUUCCAUAAACACUGGCCUAAUCUUCCUCUUAGUGUUCACAUUCAACGUUUUCAGCAUCCUUCGAGCCACCGCCGAACUCCACGGGCAUCUCAUGACUCUCCAAACACACAUCGUAUCCCGCACCAUCAGCUCGCUGGCAUCCUACUUCAUCCUCUCCCUGAUGUACACCCUCUGCCUCCUGGCUUUCUCGAUACCCGUCACGGGGAAGUUCACCCCAGCCGGCUCCGGCUUCAUGGUCCUUUGGAUGCUAAAUUGGUGCACGAUGGGUGCGUGCGGACUGGUCAUGGAAAGCACAUUCACCAUCAUCGGGAUGAAAUGGGCGCCAUAUUUCCUGAACAUCUGGCUAAUCUCAAAUGUAUGCGGCUCUUUUACAAGUAUGGAAUUGAUGCCGGACUUCUACGAGUAUGGCUAUUGUAUGCCCUUCUACCAUGCCAUUCAAGCAAUCAGAACGAUUCUGUUCGGCACAAAGAGCCAUCUGGGCCUCAAUUUUGGAGUUCUCGUUGUUUGGGUGUUUGUCGGUUGGGCUGGCAUGGUGUUGGGUACAAUGUGGAGGAUUCGGAAGGGUAGACGGACAGGAGUGCAUCACGUGCCGUAG
Molecule: messenger RNA, 1420 nt
Organism: Aaosphaeria arxii CBS 175.79
Lineage: Eukaryota; Fungi; Ascomycota; Dothideomycetes; Pleosporales
Exons: 3
Coding region: 89-1420 (443 amino acids)
Cellular component (GO): membrane
Source: RefSeq, a predicted model, not a curated record